AUGUCACUUUUCAAAUUAAAUGAAUGGUAUUCAAAUAUUUUUCCGACAGCUACUUCCAUUGCAACCGGCGAGUUGACAAAAGGAAGAGAUCAACUAUGUGUUGGUACGGAAGAGGGUUUGAUUAUUGUUGUCGAUCCGGGAGGAAACCGGGGACGAGGAGAGGAAUCCGUACUUGUACAACAUCACCUCAAUUUACCCAUUAUACAGCUUGCGAUCGGAGAAUUUGUCUCUGCUAUUGACACGAAGUUACUCGCCGUGCUUUGCCCUCAUCAUCUGCUCCUCUUUCGACUUGUUCAAUCUACAAGUGAUGGUGCGACGACUAAACUUGAAGAAGUUUAUACACAUGCGUUAACUGAAGCUUCAUACAAUAUGUGUGCUGUGCCGGGCCGUAAUCCCCAGUUAUUUGUGCAAGGAGUCUCUUGCAGUCUUACAUUAUUUCAAGGAGAAGAGUGUGUAUUUCAAAGAGCUCCAAUCCCAGCUCUUCAUCCGGGUCCUCUCGUUUAUUGCAAGGCUUCCGAAUCAUUACUCAUCACAAAUGCUGGCCGAAUAAAUUCUGUGAAAUUCAGUCUCUUAGCAAGUGUCAGCAAUACGGGAAAAAAGAUUACGUUCGAUUGGUCAUUGAAUGUGGGCGAUAUGGCGUUAGAUAUGGUGGUGGCUGAAUGGCCUGCAGUACAACCAUCAAUCAUUGUGUUGUGUCGAAGAAUUGUCUUUUGUUUAACAUCCGGUGGAAAUGUUCGCUAUACAAUUCAUUUGGAAGCAAUUGGCCUCUCUUUGCUUGUCUAUAAUACUUUGAAUUCUUCUAAAGUUCACAUGUGCAUUGCAACCUCGAUCAACACAGUUCUGCUCUAUAGUGACAACGAUCUCAUCUGGAAUUUUCAAAUGCGCUUUCCACCAGUGCAAAUGAAACUUGGAAACUUUAGCGAACCAUACCAAAAUCUUCUUUCAUUUCUUUCGAGUGAUGGACGAGUGGUUACUGGCUAUCUUGGAACGGAACCUUCUUUAUAUCGUCUACCAUUACCUCCAACUCGAUUUGUCGAUUUUGAAGAGAAGAAUCGACAUUUGUCUGCUAUGGAAAAAGCUUUAAACUCGAAUUCAUCCACUAAAAAUGAGAAUCAAGCAAGUCUUCAACUACGCGCAGAAUGGGAUUCUCUUGAUCGGCCAUCGAGAGCCUACAAUGUUCCAUCAGAUGUACCCUCACUUACAUUGAGACUUUCUUCAGAAGAUGGUAAUUUUGCAAAUGGUCACUAUCAAGUCAAUGUUCGAUCGUCUUUUCAAAUACAACAAAAUCACUUUGUUUUAACCGCCGAUGAAUUUCCGCUGUCAAUCAUCCUAUUUAUAAAUCCAAUUCAUCCGCCGACUAGUCUCAAUGUUCACAUUACCGUACAUCACACGCGGACUCAAUUAAGUGGAAUCAUUUCACAAGAGCUUCCAUUGGAGCUUCUAUUUCGGGCUUGUGGAGCCGAACGAAAUGCCAACUACAAGAUCACAAUUGAUGCUGAUCGAGCCCCAUUAUCUCUACCGCAAAUCUUUCCAGAAAUGAACUCUGAAAAUCCAGUUUCCCUUGGUCUUCAAGUAUAUGGUAGUGACGCUAUCGUUUCUGUAUUCACAGCAAACAAAUCAAAUCGAUAUCGAAUACAAUCGGAUCACGCGGGAUUGUUGUUGGUGGUUGCAAAGACACUCGCUGAUCGCAUCAGAAAUCUCCAGCCAAAUGUCCAUCUCACCGCUCCAAUUCCUCUAGAAUAUCUGAUACCAAAAUUUGAAGAAUAUUUAGAAUUCGAAGAAAAAUAUGCUGAAGAACGGAAAGAAAUUGAACGAAAGACGAAAGAAAUGAGGGCUAUUAAUGCCUUAAUCGUGACAAAGACCCGAUCAGCAAAACAGGAACCGACCGCGCACAUCGACAUGCUUUUCAACGCUUCACAUGAAAAACUAAUCUCAAUGUUAGAUGCUCAUAUGAUAUCUCAAGAUAAACUACGAUCAUUGAAAGUAUUGAUCUCAUCUCUUCUUGGUCUUCUCGGUUUUCUGCUUGCUCUCAAUGGAGUAGACACUCAGAUUUCUGCUUAUAUUUUUGCUGACACAAAUCAGGGAGUGAAAGAAAGAUUAGCUUGGGCAUCAAAUAGUUAUGAUAAUGAUGUGGGACGAAUGCUGAAUGCACUUUGUCAUAAUACGGCUAAACAAUUAUCAAAUAUAACGGAAGAGGAAGAAGAUGAGGAAGAUUAUAACGAAAAAGAAAACGAAAAGAAUGAAGCAAAGAAAUCAGAAGAGAGUGAAUUUGCAUUGGGGUCUCAUCAAGUGGCAACCUCUGCUCAACCACCCAUUAUUUUCCAUACUCAAGAUGAUGAA
Mesorhabditis belari is the source of this 2340-nucleotide messenger RNA. Lineage: Eukaryota; Metazoa; Nematoda; Chromadorea; Rhabditida; Rhabditidae. The record is from the annotation of a GenBank genome assembly.